GCUGUGUGCAUAAUAUAGAAGAAUGGCGUCCAGAAGAUCAAGUAACGCUACCAGGGAAGCAGUAAAACCACUUCGUCGUUGGGAGGAUGGUCAAGAUGAAGAUUACUGCGACCCCGACAAACUGCUUCUGUGCCCUUACGAUCCAAGCCACCAAAUCCGGGCAUGUCGGUUUCCAUAUCAUCUUAUCAAGUGCAAGAAGAACCAUCCUCAGCUGGCCAGUGCACUGUGGACAUGCCCGUUUAAUGCCCGACACCUCAUGCACAAGCAUGAGCUCUCCCAUCACAUGGUCAACUGCGUGGACAGAUGCUCCAUCAGUAAUGACUAUGUGGAAACUGUUGAGAGCAAGCGCAAAUUUGAGAUUCCUAUCAACACCUGGACUAUGCCUACCUGUGAUGAAGACUGGGACCAAGAGGUAGAAGAGCCAACAGCACCACCAGCACACUUGGCCUUGCGAGUGUCAACUACCCAACUCGACCCUGAAAGGCCUGAGCAAACCAACAGUGUGACAGCCAGUCUCAGAGCACCGAGAGUUCUUCCCUGGGUACUGGGCAAGUGAAGAAUGAGCUCUAAAAAAACUGCAUUGAUUUUGGGGAAAUCCCUCUUUUAGUUCAUGGUUUUGGAGGUUUGUAUAACAUGUUCUCUGUGUUUAAUGUAAUGAAUAUCUUUGUUGAGUCACUCAGUCUAUCUGAUCUCUGUUUUCAGUUUACACAGAAUAAAAACUGUUAGUCCCUUUUGGACUCAUCUACCUGCAGCCUCUGAGUAUUCUUGUUAUUGAUAUUCAGUGGUUAAGAAAUUGUGGUGUUCUUACAUUCAUAUAACUGAAG
Electrophorus electricus (electric eel) is the source of this 824-nucleotide messenger RNA. NCBI's taxonomy places the organism in Eukaryota, Metazoa, Chordata, Actinopteri, Gymnotiformes, Gymnotidae. The record is from RefSeq and is a predicted model, not a curated record.